Messenger RNA from Naegleria gruberi, 2502 nucleotides. RefSeq lists its product as uncharacterized. The transcript is spliced from 2 exons. Bases 1 to 2502 code for a protein of 833 amino acids. The record is from RefSeq and is a predicted model, not a curated record. Gene Ontology annotation, biological process: cAMP biosynthetic process; intracellular signal transduction. Gene Ontology annotation, cellular component: membrane. NCBI's taxonomy places the organism in Eukaryota, Heterolobosea, Eutetramitea, Acrasida, Naegleriidae.
AUGACUGGCAAAGGCAAUAGAAUACAACCCGAGCUAGCUAGGAAACAUUUCCAACAACAAAAUUCUGCUCCAGAAGAAGGAAGAUUUUCGCAAUAUUCACUUUAUAACAUUAAUAACACCAAUAACACCAAUAAUAGUAAUAAUGUUUCAUUGCCUCCUUCAUCAUUUGGACAAGUUAUAGUCGGCAAUGAAAUGUUUGAUGCUGAUACGGAAGCUUCCACCAGUGUUUAUGGACUCCAACAGCAAACUCUCUAUAUUAGUUUUAAAUUCUCACUGCUGGGGGCUAUGUGUACAUUGAUUUUGUCGCCAAUUCUCUUAUUGACCAUUAUUUCAAUUACCUUCUCAUUAAUUACUGCCAAUCAGAUUGAAAAUCUCGUUGUUACAAGUGCAGUAGAGAAGGCAAAUACCUAUGUUUCGAAUUAUUUGGAUACGUGUAUUAUAUUGGCAGCUGCUCAACGUCAGCAAGUAUUUGAUGAUUACUAUAUGAAGGAAACAAGUGAUGAUUUGUUUUACAGUUCUGAAAAUUAUCAAACAAUUUUCAAAAUAUUGGCAAGGACACACUCCCAACAUAAAUUGUUGGUCUUUUUGAUGGAUUUUACACCUCCUAAUGGAGAUUAUCUAUAUGUCAAUUCAGUGGACUCUUCAGAUUAUUCCAGUGAUACUAAUUUACCUUGGUAUCGACAGUAUUAUGAAAAACGACAAAAGCUCUACUUUGUGUUUAAUCCCUCUUCGAAUACUACCUAUCUAGAUACGUAUCAAUUGACUAGAAAUGGAACAUUUAUUGCAAUUGCAAAAAAAGAGGAUUAUCCAUCAGUUUACGAUCCAAGAAAUGACGAAUAUUACAAAUUAUCUCACAUUUAUGAAAAGGCAAUAACACCAAUAGCACUUCAAGUUGCUGAUUAUGUGGAAGAACAGGUUUAUGUUUCAUAUCAGGAAUCCAUUUACUCUCCCUUUAAUAGUUCAAAAUAUAUUGGUGUUGUCAGCACUACUGUUGUUAUCAAGCAACUCGUGGAAUUUGUACAAUCAUUUAAAUUUUCUACGAAUGGAAUUUUGGGUAUUAUUGAGCUGAAUAAGAAUGGAGAUGGAACAUACAGGAAGAGAGUUAUUGCCUACAAGGAUUUAAAAACAUUGGUCAUUCAGAAUAGUGAUGGUUCAUUAAGUAUUCCUGAAGCUGAAGAAAUUCCAAAUGAAAUGCUACGACAUAUUAUCGUUAACAUUAUUCCAUCUACCACAGAGAAGGUCUAUGCUGGUAGAAAGUCCUUGAAUCGUUUUCAUUAUGGAGCUGUUAAUUUAAUGAGCUUUGAUGUUGUUUCAUCCUCAGAGGGGUUCAAUGUUGAAUGGUUGGUAUUCAUCUCAGCACCAGAGACAGACUUUAUUGGAAAUUUAUUAUUAAUGUCUGGCCUCAAUGUGGUGGUUAGUGUUAUUUUCGUGAUUGUUAGUAUUGUUAUAGCUUACUAUAUUUCAGUGAAGGUUUCUCGACCUCUUGGUUACUUUUCCAAUGAAAGUAAGGCUAUUUCUCGAUUGGAGGUAAAUAGAAGUUUACCUUUAAAAACUAGAAUUAGAGAAAUUAUUGAACUUGGUGAAGCUUUUGAUAAGAUGAAAACAACAUUGAGAUCAUUUAUGAGAUUUGUUCCAAAACACUUGAUUGUUGAAAUGGUCGAAAAGGGAAUUGAAAUGAAACUUGGUGGAGCAAUGUUGGAUAAUAUUACCAUUCUAUUUUCAGAUGUGGAGAACUUUACAACAUGGAGUGAAGAGCUUCCUCCUCAAUUGUUAAUCACCCAUGUCAGUGAAUAUUUUCAUGUCAUGACUGAAGAAAUUGUUAAAGAGCAAGGAACUCUCGAUAAGUAUAUUGGUGAUUCGGUAAUGGCCUUGUGGGGAGCACCUUCAGCAAUGAUGAAUACAGCUCUUCCAGCUUGUCGAGCAGCUAUCAAAUGCCAAACCGCUAUGAGAAGAUUGAGAGAAAAAUGGGAUUUAGAAGGAAAACCCUUGUUUAGAUGUAGGAUUGGAUUGCAUACUGGAAGUUGCGUUGUUGGAAAUAUUGGCAGUAUCUGGAGAUUGAACUAUACAUGCAUGGGAGAUGCUGUAAAUUUAGCUUCUCGUUUGGAAGGACAAAAUAAGGUCUAUGGAACUGAGGUGAUGAUUAGUGAGUCAACUGCUGGUCAACCUGAAAUAUUUGAAACAUUUACAUUGAGAAAGUUGGACAAGGUCAGUGUAAAAGGAAAGAGUGUAGGAUGCACUGUUUAUGAGCUUCAAUCUAAAAAUUUGGAAUUUUCUUCAACAUUUUAUGCCAAAGGAGAAAAGGCAGCUUUUAUUCAGAAAUAUGAAUCAGCUCUGGAUCAAUAUUUUGCUGGAAGCUUUGAACAAGCUUGCAUGGAAUUCAAUACAUGUGCUAAAUUGUUUGCUGGUGAUAAGGCCACUCAAACAAUGAUUGAGAGAUGCAACUAUUACAUACAGAAUCCUCCUGAAAAUUGGACUGGUGUUCAUGUUGCAAGUGAAAAAUAA